AUGCAUGCAAGAGUCAUGUCGUCAGUAUGUGAGAAGAUCAUGGAGCUGCUGGGCCAGAACAAGAUCGACCAUCACCAGAGGCAGGUGGCCAUCCUCAGCCAGGACAGCUUCUACAAGGUGCUGACCCCAGAGCAGAAGGCAAAGGCACUGAAGGGCCAGUUCAACUUCGAUCACCCAGAUGCCUUUGACAGUGAGCUCAUAAUGCAAACACUCAGGAAGAUCCUGCAGGGGGAGACGGUCCAGAUCCCAUUGUAUGACUUUGUUCAUCAUUCCAGGAAAGAGGAGUUCAUCACGGUGUACCCAGCUGAUGUGGUGCUGUUCGAGGGCAUCCUCAUGUUCUACUCUCAGGAGAUCAGAGAUCUGUUCCAGAUGAAGCUGUUUGUCGACACGGAUCCAGACACACGGCUCUCUCGCAGAGUUCUCCGAGACAUCAGUGAGCGUGGCAGGGAGCUGGAGCAGGUGCUAGCUCAGUACAUCACUUUUGUGAAACCGGCCUUUGAGGAGUUCUGUUUACCAACAAAGAAGUAUGCAGAUGUCAUUAUUCCACGAGGAGCAGAUAACCUUGUCGCCAUCAACUUGAUAGUACAGCACAUCCAAGACAUUAUGAACGGCGGACCAAGCAAGCGCCACAACGGCUGCACGAACGGCCACGUUGCCCCCCGUCAGCGGAGGACCUCGGAGUCCAGCAGCCGGCCUCAUUGACCUCGUGGCACCUCUCUCACGGGGCGGAGAGGGGUGUGGGAGCUGCCUGUAAAUAAUGCCUGUCGGCAUCACUGUAUUUAAGAGAGGAAAAAAAAGAAAUGCAAAAAGAAAUGAAAUGCCUUUUAUUAUUAUUAUUAUUAUUAUUAUUAUUAUUAUUAUUAUUAUUAUUAUAAUAAUGACUACUCAUGUUAUUGGUUACCUUCAUUGUAAUUGUUGAUCAUUUUUUCAGGAGGUUUAAAACAAGUUGUGAUGGGUUUAAAUGACCUCAUGCAUUUUUCCUCCCAGGUUGCUUUUUGUUUUUUUAUGUAUCCCUGCUGCUCCAUGGAGUUUCAUGCCGCUAAUGAAUAAAAGAGGGGAACCCCUUUUUUUUUUUGUAAUGACUGAUAAAACUUGAAGCCGUAAUGCCAGCGGGAGUCUGAUAAAUGUUUGGGUGUGUUCCAAACGAUAAGGAUUUGAAGAAGAGUUGAAGAAAACCAGGAUUGCAAUGUGUAUUUGUACUGACAAUCUAUGGGUGUCUUUCAAACCCUUUUCUUCAGUGUUAAAGAUGUGUUAUUCAAGAGGUCUGUUUACUACAAAGUGUCCAUCACUGACUACACACUACAGGAUUUGUUUAGUACUGAUUCUCAUGUGUGGAUUAAUGUGACCACCAGACCAAUGAAGCCUAAGGCUGGAAGGAUCAGCUGACUACUGUAUCAACCCAGUCUAGUGUUGCGGGUAUUGUUACACUCUUAAUUAAAAUAUUGAUAUAUAUCCCAAUAAAAAGAAAGCAAACAAACACUUAUUUUGAGAGUGAGAUUAAAUUAAUUAUUACAAAAAUGUAGAUAUGUGAAUUCCUCUAUGAAGUCCCUAUUUUUUUGCUGGUUUUUCUAGCUAUCACAUGGCCAAAAAAAAGCCCGCAAGAUUAUGAUAUGAAAUAUAUACUCCGGUUAGGAAUACCAUCAUGAUAUUAAAAUGCCAGACAAAGGUGUUCGGUGCCACAGCUAUAUUAGUUUCCCCCAGUGUAUGGCCAUUAACCACCAAGACCUACCGCAUUGCCUCAGGUUAAUAUGUACAGGAAGUAUCCACAGUAGGGGCCAGUUUCCAUUCUUUAAGUUAAAGAUACAAUAAAUAAAUAAAAACUGUUGAAUCAAUUUUGUAUUCCAUGUGCUGUAUUUGUUGUGUAUGGUGUAAUUGAAUGACUGAUUUGUACCAUGAGAUUUGUACAGUAUGGCUGUUGCAUCGUCACGUUUUUUUUUUAUGAAUUGUGACAGAUUGCUUGGUGUUCAAUAAACUGAUGCAGCCGAA
Molecule: messenger RNA, 1986 nt
Organism: Notothenia coriiceps (black rockcod)
Lineage: Eukaryota; Metazoa; Chordata; Actinopteri; Perciformes; Nototheniidae
Gene: uck2b
Product: uridine-cytidine kinase 2b
Exons: 7
Coding region: 1-702 (233 amino acids)
Molecular function (GO): ATP binding; kinase activity
Source: RefSeq, a predicted model, not a curated record